Molecule: messenger RNA, 12236 nt
Organism: Nerophis ophidion (straightnose pipefish)
Lineage: Eukaryota; Metazoa; Chordata; Actinopteri; Syngnathiformes; Syngnathidae
Product: transmembrane protein 132C
Exons: 9
Coding region: 719-3970 (1083 amino acids)
Source: RefSeq, a predicted model, not a curated record
GUGUGCCAGUACAACUUACUGUCACCGCCGCCACCGCCGCCUCCUUUCUUUCCCGGACGCGCUUCGGCCGCGGCAGCCACGGAAACUGGAAGUCGUGACUUUCGUAGAAUCUUUUGACGUCCAAGUCAGCUAGAGGCUGCGGUUGUGUGUGUCCUCCCCUCACCCUUGUACGGGCGGAAGUUGACGUCCAAGUCAUCGAGGCUGCGGUUGUGUGUGUCCCCCGGUGCUGUACGGGCGGAAGUUGUCAUCCAAGUCAGCUAGAGGCUGCGUUUGCGUGUCCCCCCUCGGCGCUGUACGGGCGGAAGUUGUCGUCGGGACUUUUCGUGGGAUGUGAUACCAGUGCAAGGGUUCGGAUUUCAACUUUUCGCUAUUUUCUUCUUCUUCCCUCCCAUACAUGAUGCAUAUUACGCAUGCAUGGGGCUGCCGAAUUUUUGGACUAUGCGCCGGACGCAGCAACCAACUUCAAGAAGCUUCUGUCACUAACUAAUGCGGGGAGGCACCGUGGCGCACAUUUGGCAGCGUUUAAAAUCUUCAAAAUGAAGCUUAAAAUUUUUUUUAGUCAAGGAGGACAGCAAAAAAUCAAAAUUUUUUUUUUUUUACUAUAGUCAUUCAGCAUCCAUUUAGAAUGAUGCACCAGGUCACACUUUCCCUUUGAACUUGAAACAUUUUGGAUUUUUCUUGGUGGAUUGUUCCCCUCCACCUUAAUAGUCCGAGAAACAUGUUGCACAUUCUCCUGUUUCUGUCUUUGGCGUUACUUUUGAAAGUGGCGGACUGCCGUGUCGUAGAGGGACUGCAGAGAUACACUUCAAUCCCCACGUAUCUGCCUGUCAACUACCAGGUGCUCAACACUGACUUGGCAUUUUUCCUCAAGGAAAGCAACCAAGACUUCAUGAGAAACUCUAGCCUGAUGUCCCGCACCGAGCCUUUCUUCAUCCACCAGGCCAGGAAUUUACCUUCGGUCAACUCCAGCUACGGACCCCUCUCCGUGGAGCAGCCGGUCCCUUUAGAGCUCCUCCAGAGCCCGGGGGUUUUCCCGGCCUCAUCACUUUUUACUUUUAAUUGGAAAGUUCAGACUUUCAUCAUGAACACAAAGAUUCACCUGGCCAAGCCCAAAGUCCAAGUUCUGUUUUACAUCGCAGGCAGGGACUGGGACGACUACAGCGCUAUCGACAAGCUACCCUGCGUGCACAUGUUUGCCUUCCAUGAGACCCAGGAGGUGCACGGUACCUGCCUGCUGAAGGGGGCGCUGGGGCUCUGUGUGGCCGAGCUACAGCCCUUGGCGAGCUGGUUCAGCCCGCCUAGCAUUGUGCCAGGACGACAGAAGAACCUGGAAGCUUCCGAAGGAACCCCAGUGGAGCUCUACUACAUCCUGCAAUCCACCGAGGGAGGGGAAUGUCACUCGGAGGAAGCCAAGAAGGAAAACUUUGUCCGCUCAAGCCAGGAAGGGCUGUUUGGGUCCUAUACCUCCACACCGCUGAGAAGGAUCGGCGGUAUAAGGCUCUAUCGGAAUCCUGUUCCACCCCAACUGGCUGAACACAGACUGGAUCAUAACUUUGUGAUUUUGGUCCCGACCACACCAGUGAGUCAGAGAGAAACGGUCUCGACCUACGUCACAGUGUCAGCCUACUCGACCGUGGAGAUGUUUACGCUCAGAGUGAAGUUGAGAGAAGGAGUGACUUUUCUCGGGGCCCUUCCCAGCAACCCCACGCAGUGGAUCGUGAGCCAGGAUGUGAGGAAUGAAGGUCACCGCGUGGUCACCUUGCGCUGCCAGAGGAAGGAGUCCGGCUUCGAUCAGCAGAGGGAUGACAUGGGAGUCCAGAGGGUGCUGCAGGUGGAUCUAAAAAUGGAGAGUUUCCCUGAGCUGCCGGGCAGCCGCUGGAUGGCGUGGCAGGUGGAGUACCCGGCCAGCUCUGCCACACAGGAGGCUGACACCGAGAUCACCUUGGCACAAGAGGAUGUGGCCGGCAUUGUACCAUUGGCUAUGGAUUCGGAGAUUUUGAACACGGCAGUUCUGACCGGGAAGACGGUAGCGGUCCCUGUGAAGGUGGUAACCAUCGGAAUAGACGCUUCGGUAACUGACGUCUCUGACGCAGUCAUGUGUCGCUCCACAGAUGAAGACGCAGUCAAGGUGUCAGAGAGGUGUGACUAUGUUUUCGUGAAUGGCAAGGAAAUGAAGGGCAAAGUAAAGAUGGCAGUGAACUUCACCUACACCUAUCUGAGUGCUCAGCUCGAGCUCAACGUGUGGAUCCCUCGACUUCCCCUCCAGAUUGAAGUGUCUGACACGGAGCUGAGCCAGAUCAAAGGGUGGCGGGUCCCCAUCAUGGCCAGCAAUCCCAGGUCAACACGGGACAGCGAGGAUGAUGAUGAUGAGGACAGACGAGGACGAGGCUGCACUCUGCAGUACCAGCACGCCAUGGUCCGAGUCCUGACUCAUUUCGUCGCUGAAUCACCCGACCCCAGAGGCCAAACCAGUUACAUGUUAGGCACUGAUUGGCAAGUGGAUAUCACGGAGUUGGUGUGGGACUUUGUCAAGGUAGAGGACACACAGAUCGCAAAGCUCCUGGACAGACGGAUACUGGCGGGACGUGACAUGGGAAUGACCACGAUACAGGUGUUGUCUCCUCUGUCAGACUCAAUCCUGGCAGAGAGGACCAUCACAGUGGUGGAUGACAAAGUGACCAUCGCGGAGUUGGGGGUCCAGAUGGUCACAGGACUCUCCAUGAGCCUGCAGCUCAGUCCGGGAAGCAACCGAGCCAUCCUGGCAACAACGACCACACAGGAAGUUCUGCAGAACCCCAAGCAGGAGGCCUUGAUCAGCGCCUGGUUGCAGUUCAGCGACGGCUCCGUGGCCCCUCUGGAUCUGUACAACCCUGACUUUUUCAUCCUCACCGCCACCUCCCUGGAUGAGGAAGUGGUGACGGUACGGCAGGACCCCUCCUGGAAAUGGCCCGUCAUCGUGACCGAGGCGGAGGGCCAAGGGCUUCUGGUCCGGGUGGAAAUGACGGUUUGUGAGAUUUGCCAGAAAUUCAAACGCCGUAGCAUCCUGGCAGCGGGCAACUGUAACGUCAAGGUGCGGUUUGGAUACAGCGACAGCUCCAGGGGAGGGACCAACGAUUACGGCACCGACGGAGAGGAUUUGGACACCAGAGGCAGGCAGCCCUCACCUGACAGGAUUGGUCUUGACAGCCACUUUUACGGCAGCUCAGUCUCUGACAUGGAGGAAGGGGCGCUGAAUAGACCCACCACCACAAGAAGUGCAAUCAUGCGGGGUCCUAACGGGGAUAAACCAUCAGGUGAUGGAAGCGAGAGGAUGCCGAUUGACUUCGCCGACUUUCCUGCUCAGGUGGACUUGCCCCGUGGGCGCAACAUGGACGAUGACCUCAUGCAGACUGCUCGCGGUCUCACAGACCUGGAGAUCGGUAUGUACGCUCUACUGGGGGUCUUCUGCCUGGCUAUCCUGGUAUUUCUUAUCAACUGCAUCUCCUAUACCCUCAAAUACCGACACAAGGAGCUCUCCGUCGAAGGCCAAGAGAACAUGAACCAUGCCCAUGACUGGGUGUGGCUGGGGAACGAGGCAGAGCUGCUGGAGAGCGAAAUCAGCUUGUCCCCCCAGCAGGAGGAGCAGACCUCCAUGAUAGACUCCGGUAGCGGUCUGGAGGAGGGAAGCCACUUGCUGAACGGGGGCUCGGCCCAGAAGAACGUGCAGGGCCAAGUACACCGGGCGGCCGACUCCGGCUGCCCUACUAAAGAAAGCAAAGGGGAGUCGCCCACCACCAAGAGGAAGCGAGUGCAGUUCACCACCUUCACCACCAUCCCCUCGGACAGCGGCUACCCGACUGUUAGCACUCUGACUCGAUGCCACAAGCAGGACAUCAAGUGGGUGUGCCAGGACGUGGCGUUGGAAGACGCUACGGAGUUACGUAACUACAUGGAGAGGUUAAACGACAGUGCGCCGAAGGAAGCGUUCUAGCGGACUGAUUUGUGACAGACUCACGCGUAUGCCUUUCACGGGGAGGUAGGCUCGGAUUCAAAAGCGAAACAUUUGCCCGAGAAUCAAAUCCGACCUGCCAAAGGCUCAAAGAUAUCAAGGAUUGUCAAUUUGCCACUGAUAUCAAGAAAUAUGUCGAGGAAUGAGGACUCCAGUCUAAGGUGGUUAACUUUGGUCUUUAUUACCAAUGCUUUUUAUUUUACACUGAAUAUAUGUACCAUGUUUUUCAGACCACAAGGCGCACAGGGUUAUUUUUUCAUACAGCAGGCGCACCUGAUUAUAGGGCGCAUUAAAUGGGUCGUAUUAUGCUUUUGUCAACAUUUUGCAUGGAUUAUGUUUAACAGACCAUUUAACUGACCAUCUCUUCUUGGGUGGCCCUGCGAUGAGGUGACGACUUGUCCAGGGUGUACCCAACCUUGCUACUGAAUGCAGCAGAGAUAGGCUCGAGCACCCCUCGCAACUCCAAAAGGGACAAGCGGUAGAAAAAUGGAUGGAUGGAUGGAUGGUUAUCUUCUUGGUUAACGGUCGGUCUCAUUCACGUAGUUCCACUUCCAAAAUUAACGCGAUAAAUAACGGCUUAACUAUAAAUUUGGAUACGGCACUCAAUUUUUUUAACGGGCCGAUUAAAGCGAACACUUCCCUUUUUGACCCUCGGGCCGUGCCGGGGGCAACUUGGCUGCAGUUCACUUGCUACUGAUGAGCCACAAUUUCAUUGAAUAAAAAUGUGUAGAAAAUAAGUAUUUUGUUCCACCUCGUCAUCGUCCUACAGACCAAAGUGUACAACCUUCACGCAAAAUGCAUUGUAUUGUUGCUCUGAGAUUUGAAGUUAAAAAAAAUAUAUUUAAGUAUAUUUUUUGCGUUUGAUUCCCCGAAAGGGAAUUAGCAGUAGAAAAUGGAUGGAUGGAUUUUGUGAACAGAAUUUUCCCAGAUCAAUUGAUGCUGACAAAUUCAUUGAAUAAAAAUGUGUAAGCCCGAUUGCACUAAAUUUAAAUGCAACAAAAUCCAGUUACAUAAAUCCAAUGUAAAAAAAAAAAAUUGGUAAUGAAGACAAAUAAAUAUCCACACCAGUCCCUACUUUCUUUCUUUUAUUUAGUAGUUUUUGUUAGCAGCUGCUUACAGGUGAUGAUCUACAGUCAGAAAUCCAGAUGGCAUGUAGAUUUUUAAAAGAAACCAUAGACGUUCACAAUGUUUGUGCACAUUAAAUGACGUUUGAAGGUUUUGGUCCAAAAUGUGUCCGUCCAGAUUGUUAUUGUUCAAAAGUUUUUGGUGAAAAAGAAAAUAGAUAUUUUGUUCCACCUCGUCAUCAUCCUCCAGACCAAAGUGUACAACCUUCACGCAAAAGGCAUUGUAUUGUUGCUCUGAGAUUUGGAGUUAAAAAAAAAUAUUUAAGUAUAUUUUUUGCGUUUGAUUUUGUGAACAGAAUUUUUCCCAGAUCAAAUGAUGCUGACAAUUUCAUUGAAUAAAAAUGUGUAAGCCAAAUUGCACUUAAUUUAAAUGCAACAAAAUCCAGUUACAUAAAUCCAGUGUAAAAAAAAUGGUAAUGAAGACAAAUAAAUAUCCACACCAGUCCCUACUUUCUUUCUUUUAUUUAGUAGUUUUUAGUGAUGAUCUACGGUCAGAAAUCCAGAUGGCAUGUAGAUUUUUAAAAGAAACCAUUAAUGUUCACAAUUUUUGUGCACUUUAAAUGACGUUUGAAGGUUUUGGUCCAAAAUGUGUCCGUCCAGAUUGUUAUUGUUCAAAAAUUUUGGGGGAAAAAGAAAAUAUGUAUUUUGUUCCACCUCGUCAUCGUCCUCCCGACCAAAGUGUACAAUCUCACGCAAAAUGCAGUGUAUUGUUCCUCUGAGAUUUUAAGUUAAAAAAAUAUUUAAGUGAAUUUUUUGCGUUUCAUCUUUGUGAACAGAAUUUUCCCAGAUCAAAUUAUGCAAACAAUUUCAUUGAAUAAAAAUGUAUAAGCCAAAUUGCACUAAAUUUAAAUGCAACAAAAUCCAGUUACAUAAAUCCAGUGCAAAAAAAAUAAAAUUGGUAAUGAAGACAAAUAAAUAUCCACACCAGUCCCUACUUUCUUUCUUUUAUUUAGUAGGUUUUUUUUAGCAGUUGUUUAUAGGUGAUGAUCUACGGUCAGAAAUCCAGAUGGCAUGUAGAUUUUUAAAAGAAACCAUAAAUGUUCACAAUUUUUGUGCACUUUAAAUGACGUUUGAAGGUUUUGGUCCAAAAUGUGUCCGUCCAGAUUGUUAUUGUUCAAAAAUUUUGGGGGAAAAAGAAAAUAUGUAUUUUGUUCCACCUCGCCAUCGUCCUCCAGACCAAAGUGUACAACCUUCACGCAAAAUGCAUUGUAUUGUUGCUCUGAGAUUUGGAGUUAAAAAAAAAUAUUUAAGUAUAUUUUUUGCGUUUGAUUUUGUGAACAGAAUUUUUCCCAGAUCAAAUGAUGCUGACAAUUUCAUUGAAUAAAAAUGUGUAAGCCAAAUUGCACUUAAUUUAAAUGCAACAAAAUCCAGUUACAUAAAUCCAGUGUAAAAAAAAUGGUAAUGAAGACAAAUAAAUAUCCACACCAGUCCCUACUUUCUUUCUUUUAUUUAGUAGUUUUUUUUAGCAGUUGUUUAUAGGUGAUGAUCUACAGUCAGAAAUCCAGAUGGCAUGUAGAUUUUUAAAAGAAACCAUUAAUGUUCACAAUUUUUGUGCACUUUAAAUGACGUUUGAAGGUUUUGGUCCAAAAUGUGUCCGUCCAGAUUGUUAUUGUUCAAAAAUUUUGGGGGAAAAAGAAAAUAUGUAUUUUGUUCCACCUCGUCAUCGUCCUCCCGACCAAAGUGUACAAUCUCACGCAAAAUGCAGUGUAUUGUUCCUCUGAGAUUUUAAGUUAAAAAAAUAUUUAAGUGAAUUUUUUGCGUUUCAUCUUUGUGAACAGAAUUUUCCCAGAUCAAAUUAUGCAGACAAUUUCAUUGAAUAAAAAUGUGUAAGCCAAAUUGCACUAAAUUUAAAUGCAACAAAAUCCAGUUACAUAAAUCCAGUGCAAAAAAAAUAAAAUUGGUAAUGAAGACAAAUAAAUAUCCACACCAGUCCCUACUUUCUUUCUUUUAUUUAGUAGGUUUUUUUUAGCAGUUGUUUAUAGGUGAUGAUCUACGGUCAGAAAUCCAGAUGGCAUGUAGAUUUUUAAAAGAAACCAUAAAUGUUCACAAUUUUUGUGCACUUUAAAUGACGUUUGAAGGUUUUGGUCCAAAAUGUGUCCGUCCAGAUUGUUAUUGUUCAAAAAUUUUGGGGGAAAAAGAAAAUAUGCAUUUUGUUCCACCUCGCCAUCGUCCUCCCGACCAAAGUGUACAAUCUCACGCAAAAUGCAGUGUAUUGUUCCUCUGAAAUUUUAAGUUAAAAAAAAUAUUUAAGUGAAUUUUUUGCGUUUCAUUUUUGUGAACAGAAUUUUCCCAGAUCAAAUUAUGCAGACAAUUUCAUUGAAUAAAAAUGUGUAAGCCAAAUUGCACUAAAUUUAAAUGCAACAAAAUCCAGUCACAUAAAUCCAGUGUAAAAACAAAAAAAAUGGUAAUGAAAACACAAAUAAAUAUCAACACCAUUCCCUACUUUCUUUCUUUUAUUUAGCAGUUGUUGUUAGCAGCCGUUUACAGGUGAUGACCUGCAGUCCGAAAUCCAGAUGACAUGUAGGAUUUUAAAAGUAACCAUAAAUAUUCACAAUGUUUGUGCACAUUAAAUGACAUUUGAAGGUUUUGGUCCAAAAUGUGUCUGUCCAGAUUGUUAUUUUCACAAGUAUUUUGGGAAAAAGAAAAUAGGUAUUUUGUUCCACCUCGUCAUCGCCCUCCUGACCAAAGUGUACAAUCUCACGCAAAAUGCAUUGUAUUGUUGCUCUAAGAUUUUAAGUUAAAAAAAUAUAUAUUUAAGUACAUUUUUUGCGUUUGAUUUUUUGUGAACAGAAUUUCCCCAGAUCAAAUUAUGCUGACAAUUUCAUUGAAUAAAAACGUGUUAGCCAAAUUGCACUAAAUUUAAAUGCAAAAAAAUCAAUUUACAUAAAUCCAGUGUCGAAAAAAAAAAAUGGUAAUGAAGACACAAAUAAAUAUCAACACCAGUCCCUACUUUCUUUCUUUUAUUUAGCAGUUUUUGUUAGCAGCUGUUUAAAGGUGAUGAUCUGCAGUCCGAAAUCCAGAUGGCAUGUAGAUUUUUAAAAGAAACCGUAGAUGUUCACAGUGUUCUUGCACAUUAAAUGACAUUUGAAGGUUUUGGUCUAAAAUGUGUCCGUCCAAAUUGGUAUUGUUCAAAGGUUUUUAGGGAAGUAAAUGUUUUGCGUUUGAUUUUUGUUAACAGAAUUUUUCCCAGAUCAAAUUAUGCCGACAAUUUCAUUGAAUAAAACUGUGUAAGCCAAAUUGCACUUAAUUUAAAUGCAACAAAAUCCAGUUACAUAAAUCCAGUGUAAAAAAAUGGUAAUGAAGACACAAAUAAAUAUCAACACCAUUCCCUACUUUCUUUCUUUUAUUUAGCAGUUGUUUUUAGCAGCUGUUUACAGGUGAUGAUCUACAGUCAGAAAUCCAGAUGGCAUGUAGAUUUUUAAAAGAAACCAUAAAUGUUCACAAUUUUUGUGCACUUUAAAUGACGUUUGAAGGUUUUGGUCCAAAAUGUGUCCGUCCAGAUUGUUAUUGUUCAAAAAUUUUGGGGGAAAAAGAAAAUAGGUAUUUUGUUCCACCCCGUCAUCGUCCUCCCGACCAAAGUGUACAAUCUCACGCAAAAUGCAUUUUAUUGUUGUUCUGAGAUUUUAAGUUAAAAAAAUAUUGAAGUACAUGUUUUGCGUUAGAUUUUUGUGAACAGAAUUUUCUCAGAUCAAAUUAUGCUGACAAUUUCAUUGAAUACAAAUGUGUAAGCAAAAUUGCACUAAAUUUAAAUGCAACAAAUUCCAGUUACAUAAAUCCAGUUUAAAAAAAAAAUGGCAAUGAAGACACAAAUAAAUAUCAACACCAGUCUCUACUAUCUUUCUUUCUUUUAUUUAGCAGUUUUUGUUAGCAGUUGUUUACAGGUGAUGAUCUGCAGUCCGAAAUCCAGAUGGCAUGUAGAUUUCUAAAAGAAACCAUAGAUGUUCACAAUGUUUGUGCACAUUAAAUGACGUUUGAAGGUUUUGGUCCAAAAUGUGUCUGUCCAGAUUGUUAUGCUUCAAAAGUUUUUGGGGAAAAAGAAAAUAUGUAUUUUGUUCCACCACGUCAUCGUCCUCCCGACCAUAGUGUAAAAUCUCCCGCAAAAUGUAUUGUAUUGUUGCUCUGAGAUUUUAAGUUAAAAAAAAUAAUAUUAAAGUACAUUUUUUGCGUUACAUUUUUGUGAACAUAAUUUUCCCAGAUCAAAUUAUGCUGACAAUUUCAUUGAAUAAAAAUGUGUAAGCCAAAUUGCACUAAAUUUAAAUGCAACAAAAUCCAGUUACAUAAAUCCAGUGUAAAAACAAAAAAAUGGUAAUGAAGACACAAAUAAAUAUCAACACCAGUCCCUACUUUCUUUCUUUUAUUUAGUAGUUUUUGUUAGCAGCUGUUUACAGAUGAUGAUCUGCAGUCCAAAAUCCAGAUGGCAUGUAGAUUUUUAUAAAAAACCUUGGAUGUUGACAAUGUUUGUGUACUUUAAAUGACGUUUGAAGGUUUUGGUCCAAAAUGUGUCCGUCCAGAUUGUUAUCGUUCAAAAGUUUUUGGGGAAAAAGAAAAUAUGUAUUUUGUUCCACCUUGUCAUCGUCCUCCCGACCAAAGUGUACAAUCUCACGCAAAAUGCAUUGUAUUGUUGCUCUGAGAUGUGAAGUUAAAAAAAAAUAUUUAAGUAUAUUUUUUACGUUUGAUUUUGUGAACACAAUUUUCCCAGAUCAAAUUAUGCUGACAAUUUCAUUGAAGAAAAAUGUGUAAGCCAAAUUGCACUAAAUUUAAAUGCAACAAAAUCCAGUUACAUAAAUCCAGUGUAAAAAAAAAAAAAGAAAUGGUAAUGAAGACACAAAUAGAUAUCAACACCAGUCCCUACUUUCUUUCUUUUAUUUAGCAGUUUUUGUUAGCAGCUGUUUACAGGUGAUGAUCUCCAGUCUGAAAUCCAGAUGGCAUGUAGAUUUUUAAAAGAAACCGUAGAUGUUCACAAUGUUUGUAAACAUUAAAUGACAUUUGAAGGAUUUGGUCUAAAAUGUGUCUGUCCAAAUUGUUAUUCUUCAAAGGUUUUUAGGAGAGUAAAUGUUUUGCGUUUGAUUUUUGUGAACACAAUUUUCCCAGAUCAAAUUAUGCUGACAAUUUCAUUGAAUAAAAAUGUGUAAGCCAAAUUGCACUAAAUUUAAAAGCAACAAAAUCCAGUUACAUAAAUCCAGUGUAAAAAAAAAAAAUGGUAAUGAAGACACAGAUAAAUAUCAACACCAGUCCCUACUUUCUUUCUUUUAUUUAGCAGUUUUUGUUAGCAGCUGUUUACAGAUGAUGAUCUGCAGUCCAAAAUCCAGAUGGUAUGUAGAUUUUUAAAAGAAACCUUGGAUGUUCACAAUGUUUGUGCACAUUAAAUGACGUUUGAAGGUUUUGGUCCAAAAUGUGUCCGUCCAGAUUGUUAUCGUUCAAAAGUUUUUGGGGAAAAAGAAAAUAGGUAUUAUGUUCCACCUUGUCAUCGUCCUCCCGACCAAAGUGUACAAUCUCACGCAAAAUGCAUUGUAUUGUUGCUCUGAGAUUUUAAGUUAAAAAAAAUAAUAUUUAAGUAAAUUUUUUGCGUUUCAUUUUUCUGAACAAAAUUUUCCCGGAUCAAAUUAUGCUGACAAUUUCAUUGAAUAAAAAUGUGUAAGCCAAAUUGCACUAAAUUUAAAUGCAACAAAAUCCAGUUACAUAAAUCCAGUGUAAAAAAAAAUGGUAAUGAAGACACAAAUAAAUAUCAACACCAAUCCCUACUUUCUUUCUUUUAUUUGGCAGUUUUUGUUAGCAGCUGUUUACAGAUGAUGAUCUGCAGUCCGAAAUCCAGAUGGCAUGUAGAUUUUUAAAAGAAACCUCGGAUGUUCACAAUGUUUGUGCACAUUAAAUGACAUUUGAAGGUUUUAAUUUAAAAUGUGUCCGUCCAAAUUGUUAUUUUUCAAAGGUUUUUAGGGGAGUAAAUGUUUUGCGUUUGAUUUUUGUGAACACAAUUUUCCCAGAUCAAAUUAUGCUGACAAUUUCAUUGAAUAAAACUGUGUGAGCCAAAUUGCACUAAAUUUAAAUGCAACAAAAUCCAGUUACAUAAAUCCAGUGUAAAAACAAAAAAAUGGUAAUGAAGACACAAAUAAAUAUCAACACCAGUCCCUACUUUCUUUCUUUUAUUUAGCAGUUUUUGUUAGCAGCUGUUUACAGGUGAUGAUCUCUAGUCUGAAAUCCAGAUGGCAUGUACAUUUUUAAAAGAAACCGUAGAUGUUCACAAUGUUUGUGCACAUUAAAUGACAUUUGAAGGUUUUGGUCCAAAAUGUGUCCGUCCAGAUUGUUAUCGUUCAAAAGUUUUUGGGGAAAAAGAAAAUAGGUAUUAUGUUCCACCUCGUCAUCGUCCUCCCGACCAAAGUGUACAAUCUCACGCAAAAUGCAUUGUAUUGUUGCUCUGAGAUUUUAAGUUAAAAAAAAUAAUAUUUAAGUACAUUUUUUGCGUUUCAUUUUUGUGAACAACAUUUUCCCAGAUCAAAUUAUGCUGACAAUUUCAUUGAAUGAAAAUGUGUAAGCCAAAUUGCACUAAAUUUAAAUGCAACAAAAUCCAGUUACAUAAAUCCAGUGUAAAAAAAAAUGGUAAUGAAGACACAAAUAAAUAUCAACACCAAUCCCUACUUUCUUUCUUUUAUUUGGCAGUUUUUGUUAGCAGCUGUUUACAGAUGAUGAUCUGCAGUCCGAAAUCCAGAUGGCAUGUAGAUUUUUAAAAGAAACCUCGGAUGUUCACAAUGUUUGUGCACAUUAAAUGACGUUUGAAGGUUUUGGUCCAAAAUGUGUCCAUCCAGAUUGUUAUUUUCACAAGUAUUUUGGGAAAAAGAAAAUAGGUAUUUUGUUCCACCUCGCAUCGUCCUCCCGACCAAAGUGUACAGUCUCACGCAAAAUGCAUUUUAUUGUUGUUCUGAGAUUUUAAGUUAAAAAAAUAUUGAAGUACAUUUUUUGGGUUAGAUUUUUGUGAACAGAAUUUUCACAGAUCAAAUUAUGCUGACAAUUUCAUUGAAUAAAAAUGUGUAAGCAAAAUUGUACUAAAUUCAAAUGCAACAAAUUCCAGUUACAUAAAUCCAGUGUAAAAAAAAUGGUAAUGAAGACACAAAUAAAUAUUAACACCAAUC